AAUUCAAAAGAAAGACGUUUGUAUGUUGACUCCUCACGAAGGAUUUAGAAACCGUCCUGUGCAUUUGUUAUAAGAUGUUUAAGUGAUAUAUUUACAAUUAUAUUCAUGUAUAGAACAAGUAAAAUAGUGAAUCAACAUAUCUGCAAACGUUAUAAAUAUUCGAAUUGUUGUUAGUUAAACUUUUCAGUGACAAGAAACAAGACAAAAUGACUGAUUUUACAAAUGGAGAUGAUACAUUACAAUCAAUGGCAGUGGAAAAUAUUUCCAGUACGAUUAAAACAGAUUUGAAUCGAUUGUACAAUAUAUGGAAAGAUAUUGGUCUUAAUGAUGAAACUAGGACUUUAUACUGUCAAGAAGUUCACAAACACAUUAAAGAAUUGAUGAGUGAAAUGAUUUUUGAAUUGGAAGAGAAAAAGAAUUCUCUUCUACAAGGAGUGCAAAAUUUAAUGGAAUUAGCAAAUACACUUGCUAAGGAAUUACAAAUGGAUGAUAUUCCUGGCACAAAUCCAGAUUAUGAACACUUGCCUCUUAUUGAAAUUCAGGAAAAAUUGAGAACACAAGUUCAUGAAUUGCAAAGAAUGAAAGAUAGUCGUCUCGAAUAUUUAAAGGAACUUCGAUUGCGGGAGGAAGUUGUUUGUAAAAAACUUGGCACAAAACCCAUUGGCUUGAGCAAAGAAAUGCCUUCUGAGGAAGAUCUCAAGCAAUUCGACGAUUACUUGGAAAUUCAGGAACGUGAAAAGAUUCGUUUGGAUGCAUUAUUUAAAGAUUUGCGUAGAGCCAUUAUGAAAUUAAUGGAUGAAUUACAAAUUUCACCUUCCUUGGAUUUUGAGAGAAUUGUUUGUAAUGAUUAUGAAAAUUUUAUAUACACUGUUGAAAAUAUGACAAAAUUAAAAGAAGUGAGAAAUGACUUAAAGGCUCAGGUGGAAGAUGCAAAACAGCAAAUUAUUGAGAAAAAAAAUGAGCUCCAAGCUCUUUGGAAUUAUCUUGAUGAACCUGAUGAAUAUCGUGAAUCUUUCCUUUUAAAAUAUCCAGGUCAUACAGUCACAACUAUUUCUGCAUUUAAUGCAGAAAUAAAACGUUGCAAAGAUAAAAGAUGUGAAAAUAUUGGAAAAUAUAUAUUAAAAGUGAGAGAGGAACUGGAAGUAUUGUGGGAUUUGUGCCAAUUCAGUGAAUCUCAAAGAUGUUUUUUGCCAUUUUAUUCGCAAACUUACACUGAAGAUUUGCUCACACUCCAUGAAUUAGAGGCAGAAAAACUGCGUAAAUUUUACAAAUCAAAUAAAAAGAUAUUCGAUCUUCUCGAGGAACGAGAAAAUCUUUGGGAGAAAAUGAAGGAGCUUGAUCAAAGAGCAAACGAUCCCGACCGUUUUCAUAACCGAGGUGGCCAAUUAUUAGCUGAGGAAAAAGAGAGAAAAAAUACAACAAAGAAAUUACCGAAAAUUGAAGAGCAAUUGCUUCAAGCAACAAAAGAAUAUGAACUCGAAUGUGGAAAAAUGUUUAAAAUUAAAGGUGUUUCCGUUAAUGAAUAUUUGGAUCAAAGUAAAGCAGAUUACGAGAAGGAGAAAGAAAAUGUGAAAAUAGCUCGUAAACAGGCAAAAGAUAAAUCGGCAAACAAAUCGGGCAAAAAAACGCCUCUUAGCACAUCGAAACGAACGCCAAUUGGAAUGAGUAUUCAUGUGAGAACGCCAACUGUAACGGGGGCGAAAAGAAAAUUGCCAUACGACUCAUCUCCUAACAGUACCACACUCUCAAAAAAACGCAAUAUGAGCGGUGAAAAAAAUCGAACUGCUGUGAUAUCAACCAAGGCGAGACGCAGUGGGAGAAUAUCGAAAAAAAAUUUAUUGAGUAUUAAUAAAACUAAUACGCCAAAAUCGGGUAAAAAACAAAAACUAAAAGCUGAUGGUUGUAAUAAAGCGAAUCUCAGUAUUUCUUCAUAUGGAAAAUUUCAAGAACACUUGGAACAAAGAGAAGAAUUACGAAGUUCCAUAUUGUCAGAACAAUUAUUGGAACAUGCAUUUGAUCGUGGUACUAAUAUAAAAACACCAGUACGAACACCAGCUAGACCGUUGCGUAAAAAUUUACUCUCAGUAAAUAAUGCACAAUUAACACCAAGAUCUGUGGCAUCAACAUCCCGAACAUUAACACCACGAACACCACGAGUUAUGCACACACCGCGUUUAGCAACUGUGCCCAAUAAUAAACAUUGUAUUUUUUAAAAUAUCACCUUUUUUUUAAAGUUUCUAACAUUACACAAUUUUUAACAUCAUUUAAACGAAUAUAAAUAUAAUUAGAAAAACAGCAUAAUUAAAUAAAGGCUCUCUUUUAUUUGUUGUGAUCGCGAGCUAAUAAAAAAAAAAUGCAAGUGCAACAUCAUUUUAGUUUCAUAUUUUAAUAUUGUUUUUAUUUUUUAAACGGAAAUUAAAGUCAGUAAAAAAUUUUUCUUUUUUUUUUUUUUUUUCUUUGGUUAAUACUCAUUAAAGGUGUAUAUUUUUCUAAAAUUUAGAUAACAAUUUUAUUUCGAUGGUAUAAUACUGUGAAUGUGAAUGCGUUUAUUAAUAUUCUUAUUUUUUUAAAACAUAUUCAGUUAUGGAAAUGAAAUUUAUAAUUUUUUGUAAAAGUUUGUCGGCUUGAUGUCGAAUGCGAAAUGCAUUUAUUAGGUAUUUUUAUUUGUACUUACUUAACAAUAUUAAUAGUUAUAUUAUUUUAUUUUAUUUUUGCUUUAUUAAUACGUUUUCAUUGGCAAUAAUUAUUUAGAUAAUAAAAGAUCAAUUUUCAAUUGAUUAUUUAUUUGAUAAACUUCUAGGAGAACGUGUUGUUGUUGUUUUUUUUUUUUUUUUUUAAAUAUUA
Leptopilina boulardi is the source of this 2844-nucleotide messenger RNA. Its product is annotated as protein regulator of cytokinesis 1-like. The record is from RefSeq and is a predicted model, not a curated record. Gene Ontology annotation, cellular component: spindle; mitotic spindle midzone; cytoplasm. Gene Ontology annotation, biological process: microtubule cytoskeleton organization; mitotic spindle midzone assembly. The transcript is spliced from 11 exons. Gene Ontology annotation, molecular function: microtubule binding. Bases 207 to 2213 code for a protein of 668 amino acids. Lineage: Eukaryota; Metazoa; Arthropoda; Insecta; Hymenoptera; Figitidae.